Molecule: messenger RNA, 1760 nt
Organism: Brassica napus (rape)
Lineage: Eukaryota; Viridiplantae; Streptophyta; Magnoliopsida; Brassicales; Brassicaceae
Product: F-box protein At2g16365-like
Exons: 3
Coding region: 253-1503 (416 amino acids)
Biological process (GO): regulation of photomorphogenesis
Source: RefSeq, a predicted model, not a curated record
UGCAUUAGACAUGGCAGGAAAAGGAACACGUCACUUUUACAAUUAAAAAUAAUUUUCGAAAUUUUGUAAAGAAUUAGAAAAUAAUUGUACUCGUAGAUGCUAUGCGACACUAUACGAGGUUUCAACUUCUUGUAGAAAUGGAUUUGGUGAUAUUUGCCUUCUCGCUCUGAUUCUUUUUCUCUUUCUUUCCUCCUUCAUCAAAAAGAAGACAGUUUUUCUCCACGUAUUCGUCUCUGGUGAUUUGACAAAGGAAUGAGCAAGAAAAAGGAAUCUGCUUGGUUAGGUCGUUGGACUCAGUUAGGUAAUGAAGUGAAGUUUUAUGAUCAGAGUAGUGGUAGUGACUCUAAGGAGUUGAUUAGGGCUGAAGAUAAAGAGGUGUUGCCGUUUCCUAUGUUCAAGGUCAAUACUACAAAGCUUCAAGCCAAAGACGAUGUGGGUUCAAGCUCGAAAGCUAUGGCUGCUAAUAAAAGAAUGCCUUGGAUGUAUAAUGACGAUGUUCAAGAAAAGACUACACAGAACCUGCUAGAGUUGAUGAGACCAGUGAGGUUUUACGCAACGGUUGAUUCGGUUCAGAGAGUUUCUGGAGAGAUCAACUUGCCAGAAGAAGAUGGUCAUCAUCCUCAGCUACUGAAGGGCUCCAUGAAACUCAAAGGGAAGAUUUUUGGUGGGUAUCUUGAUCUGUUUCCUAAUGUAGAUCAUCACCAGCAUAAAGGAGGAGGAGGAGUUAGGCUGGAGUCUCUGGAAAGCUCAAAGGAUACCAAAGAAGGGAAGAAUGAAUCAUCUGCGGAGACUGAUACCUUGGAAAUGGAUAAACUUCAGAUGAUGCAUCUCUCUGGCUCCAUUGCUUCUUCCUCAACUAAGGGCAAAGGACGAAAAGGCGAUUCGCCCGUUCCUAGGACUGAGAUACCUGACAUGAAUGAAGAACCGCCUCUGGUUAUGGAUGGAGAGAACUCAGUAGAUGGGCAUCAGGGAGAAGAAACAAGCAACUCAGCUACUCAAAGCAUGAACGUGGACCAUUUUCUCUCUAGAGGCUGCAAACGUGUGGGGUUGGAACAAGAACCGGAAGCCAGCAGUAAUUGGGUCAAGCGUCUGAAGAGAAACUCCUUUGAUUCCAGCGGACAUGAUGAAACCAAGAGCCUGAUGAAGAUUGAAGAAGAAGGGAACAACAACAACAACAACCUAUUCCUUGAAAUCUUGAAGUCAGGUAUCAACAAUCUCCAACCAAGAAAUCAAGAACCUGACACUCCACAAAUCAAGGGAGGCGAUGACGACGUCACGCUUCAGCACCCAUGGAUCCAGAGAUGGUGCAAGAAGAAGGAUACAGAUCAACCAGAAGGGGAAGAUGUUAGGUUUGAGACAGAGAACCAAAAGGAGAUGGAGAAGAAACAGUAUCCGAGUAUUGCAGCUAUGGCACUGAUGGGGAAGGCUCUGAGCGGUUUGAACCCGUAUGGUCUUAGAAAGACAGACUCUCUCAUGGUCUGGAAUGCUCGGGAUCUUAGGUAGGAAAAACAAAACCACCAUCCUGAUCCUCCUCGCUAUCAUUACUACUUAGAGACAGCACCGGAACUAGACAUCAGGCUUCAGUUGAAUUCGACGAUUUUGACAGAUCCCAAAUCAUCAAGUCUACUUAGGAGCGUUGGUCUCGUUAUUUCAUCAGUUAUAUAUGAAUAAUAACUUAUUUGGAUUAUAAACAAAUCAUUUAGCUGCAACACUAUUAGACUAUGUAAUCACAUUUCAGUUGUGUUUUAUUUUAUCUUAAA